Molecule: messenger RNA, 1348 nt
Organism: Lottia gigantea (owl limpet)
Lineage: Eukaryota; Metazoa; Mollusca; Gastropoda; Lottiidae
Exons: 3
Source: RefSeq, a predicted model, not a curated record
AAAUGGCAACUACAGAAAUGGUCACCACAACAGAACAGCCUAAUAUUCCUACCAAAUCGCAGAAUCCAGUUUCUGGUGACAAUACCUACUUGAAUACUGUAGUUUCUAUUAUAUUGGUGUUUGUACUUACUGGAGCUAUUAUUGUUGUAUAUUUGUUUGUAACAAAGAAAUACUGCUUCGCCAAACCUCAAACACCAACAUCGUCAUCAAUGUCUAGUAAGGAUUUCUUCAUACCAAAUGAUAGCUUUGAAAUCCAAAUGGAUGAUUCACCGAUUUUGGAGAAACCAAAACUUCCACUGGAAGAGCAAGGAUGUCAAUUGAUCGAUGAUUCUAAACGGAUCCAUACUAGUCCCACAGUUGAUGAUGAUGACGAGCGACACAGACUAAUGAUCGAUCCCAAUGAAAUUGCGAUUUUCGACAAUAAGUGUAAGCAAGAUGAUGAAACAUUGUUGAAAAGGACAUGUGUUCAAUAAGUUUCCCUGUGUAUGAUCGAGUGAAUGAGCUCCUUAGAAUGGGCUAGUGAAGUACUGCUUCAAGUAAGUAAAGUACUUGUGUGUUGGCAAAGAUUUGCCUCAGACUAGCAAAGUUCUAACUAGGUCUAGUAAAGUACUGACUUGAGGCUAGUAAAGUACUGAAUUUGGGCUAGCAAAGUACUGUCUCGGGCUAGUAAAUUACUGACUUUCGGUUAACAAAGUACUAUCUCGGGAUAGUAAAGUACUGCCUCAGGCUAGUUAAGUGCUGAUUUAGUACAAGCAAGAUUACUGUCAUUAGCUAUCUAAUUACUGUCUCGAAUAAACAAAGUAACGAUAAAGUACUGAUACGGACUAGCAAAUUACCGACUCAGGCUGCAAGUACAGAGUGUGGCUUGUAAAGCAGUUUCACUGUACUAGCAAAUUACUAGUUUGUGCUAUUAAUUUUCAUCUGUAGGGCUAAAGAAGUACUGGCUCGUAAGAAAAUUAAUGAAUUUGACUGGCAAAAUAUAUAUAUAUGUAUCGCAUUAAUAAAGCACUUACUUUGUGUAACAAUGUACCGCCAUGGACUAGUAAAUUUCUGUUUCGGAAAAUUUAAGUACUGACUUGGGCUAGCAAAUGAUUGAUAUGGGUUAGUAGAGUUCUACCUCGUGCUAGUAGUGUUAUGACAGAUGCAUGCAAAGUACUGACUCAGCAAAAAUCUGAACUGGUAGAGAAAUGUACAUGCUCGGAAAAGAAAAGUAUUUACCCGGACUAACAAAAUGCAAUAUAUAUUAAAAAAGGCCUGCAAAUUAGAUGGGAAAUUCUGUCUUGAUGAUUUUUUCAUAUUUGUGUUAUUAGCAUCUGUGAUUAAUUUUAUUAGAUUUAAGUCUUGUUAA